Messenger RNA from Cynocephalus volans (Philippine flying lemur), 618 nucleotides. RefSeq names its product low density lipoprotein receptor class A domain containing 1 (gene LDLRAD1). The record is from RefSeq and is a predicted model, not a curated record. The coding region runs from base 1 to 618 and encodes 205 amino acids. Gene Ontology annotation, cellular component: plasma membrane. Gene Ontology annotation, molecular function: protein binding. NCBI's taxonomy places the organism in Eukaryota, Metazoa, Chordata, Mammalia, Dermoptera, Cynocephalidae. The transcript has 6 exons.
AUGAACAAGGUCUUCCCCCAGGAAGGAGUCAAGAGCAACGCUGCUGGAACAAAAGCCCAUCCUGGAGGGGAAGCAGGCUGCAGCCCCCUCUGCUGCUCACGUCGUGCAGCCUGCCUCUCUGCCUCCGUGCUGCUGCUGCUGGCAAUUCUUGCGGCCCUCGUCGCCCUGGUCACCAUCCUUGGACUCCCACCACGCACACCAGGGGCCCAGGCCUGUGUGACACUGACGAACAGGACAGGCUUCUUGUGCCAUGACCGGAGGAGCUGCAUCCCAGCCAGCGGGGUCUGUGAUGGCAUCCGCACCUGCACCCACGGCGAGGAUGAGGAUGAGGGCUUGUGCCGAGAUGUGCCCCAGAGCCUCCCCAGCUUCCUUGUGGCCCACUGUGGAGACCCCGCCUCCUGGAUCUACUCGGACCAAAAGUGUGAUGGGACCAACAACUGCGGAGACUGCUCAGAUGAACUGAGCCCAGUGACUGUGUGCCCGCCCUGCGGCCCUGGGUGGUGGCGCUGCUCCUCGACUGUCUUCAAGUACUGUGGCUGCAUCCCGAGGAGUCUCUGCCAGGACCAUGUGCAGCACUGCUCCGACUGGUCUGAUGAGUACUCCUGUCCUGGACUCUGA